Messenger RNA from Aspergillus viridinutans, 1140 nucleotides. RefSeq names its product branched-chain amino acid aminotransferase. The record is from RefSeq and is a predicted model, not a curated record. The transcript is spliced from 2 exons. Gene Ontology annotation, molecular function: branched-chain-amino-acid:2-oxoglutarate transaminase activity. Gene Ontology annotation, biological process: branched-chain amino acid metabolic process. Lineage: Eukaryota; Fungi; Ascomycota; Eurotiomycetes; Eurotiales; Aspergillaceae. The coding region runs from base 1 to 1140 and encodes 379 amino acids.
AUGUCAUUCCCUCCUCCCCCCGUCGACACCAUCGACUGGUCCAACGUCGGCUUCAAAGUCCGCGACGUAAACGGCCAUGUGGAAUGCCACUUCUCCCACAGCACAGGCGGCAAAUGGUCCGCCCCCAAAUUCGUCUCCUCCCCCUUCCUCCCCCUCCACGGCAUGGCCCCCGGCCUCAACUACGGCCAACAAGCCUACGAAGGCCUCAAAGCCUUCCGCCACCCCAACGGCCAAAUCUCCAUCUUCCGCCCGGACCGCAACGCCGCCCGCCUCCGCCGCUCCGCAGAGUUCGUCUCCAUGCCCCCUGUCCCGGAGGAUUUAUUCGCGCAAUGCGUCAAGCUAGCCGUCGCCGCCAACGCCGAGUUCGUCCCGCCCCAUGAAACCGGCGCAGCGAUGUACAUCCGCCCUUUACUCUUCGGCUCGUCGGCACAGCUGGGCCUCUCCCCGCCAGACGCAUACACCUUUGUUGUCUUCGUGAUGCCGACGGGCGUGUACCACGGCGUGCACGCGGUCGACGCCCUGAUACUGGAGGACUUUGACCGCGCCGCGCCGGAGGGGACCGGGUCCGCGAAGGUCGGGGGCAACUAUGCGCCUGUGCUGCGGCAUAGUGCGCGCGCGGCGGCGGAGGGGUUCGGGAUCACGCUGCACCUGGAUAGUCGGACGCGGUCGGAGAUUGACGAGUUCUCGACGUCGGCGUUUAUCGGGGUGCGGAGGGACGGCGACAAGGUGACGCUUGUGCAGCCGGAUAGUAAGAAUGUGAUUGAUUCGGUGACGGCGCGGUCGGUGUGUGAGAUUGGGGAGCGGGUGUUUGGGUUUGCGGUCGAGAAGAGACGUAUUGGGUAUGAGGAGAUUGAAGAGUUCAGGGAGGUGAUUGCCGCGGGCACGGCGGCUGCGCUGGUGCCUAUCCGGAGUAUCACUAUGCGGUCGCGCGAGGAUAAGUUUACGUUUGACUGCGGCGAGGAUGGGCAGAGCGGUGGCGAGGUCUGUGUGAAGCUGUUGCAGACCCUCAAGGGCAUCCAGGCCGGUAAGAUCGAGGAUAAGUUUGGGUGGAACUGUAUCAUUGACCAGGCUCCCCCGGCGGCAUGGCUCGGGGGUGCAACGGGGCAUGAGCAGGUUGCCGAGGGGAUUAAUGUACCAUAG